UGGCAGAAAAACAAAUUUCAGUAGGGAGGAGUCUUAUACUCUUGGCCAGGACAGACCAAAGGACAAACAGACAGAAGCGUAGCAAAAGUGGAUGAUAACUGAAGAACAAAGAAUAAAAUCACCCGAUCGUCCUUUUUUAGAAGCAAAGCAUAAAUGGCAAUGUCUCCCACUGCUAUGGUGGCCCGCCGGGCUCUUGCUGCUGCAUCGCAUGGCAGCCAUGAGGGAGGAACAAGGACCUGGAAGAUCCUCUCCUUCGUUUUAGCCCUGCCGGGUGUAGGUGUAUGCAUGAUUAAUGCCAUCUUGAAGAUGCAGGCCCAUUCCCAUGACACCCCAGAGUUUAUUCCAUACCCACACUUGCGCAUUCGAACCAAGCCAUGGCCCUGGGGUGAUGGAAACCACUCCCUUUUCCACAACCCUCAUGCAAACGCUCUGCCCACUGGUUAUGAGGGACCUCACCACUAAGCAGGAUGUCCCCUGCCAUCUGUGCUACAUCGAGCGGCUUAACGUCCGUCUCAGAUGCCAAUCCACAGGGUCCCCAUUCUGCUGCAACCGACAGACACAUUGUUUUAACACUUUUAACAGAAAUAAAAUGCUGUUUUCACUGUAAAGAGAA
Molecule: messenger RNA, 613 nt
Organism: Xyrauchen texanus (razorback sucker)
Lineage: Eukaryota; Metazoa; Chordata; Actinopteri; Cypriniformes; Catostomidae
Product: cytochrome c oxidase subunit 6A, mitochondrial
Exons: 4
Coding region: 154-462 (102 amino acids)
Biological process (GO): mitochondrial electron transport, cytochrome c to oxygen
Cellular component (GO): mitochondrial inner membrane
Molecular function (GO): enzyme regulator activity
Source: RefSeq, a predicted model, not a curated record